Naegleria lovaniensis is the source of this 2754-nucleotide messenger RNA. RefSeq lists its product as uncharacterized. The record is from RefSeq and is a predicted model, not a curated record. The transcript has a single exon. Lineage: Eukaryota; Heterolobosea; Eutetramitea; Acrasida; Naegleriidae. Gene Ontology annotation, molecular function: nucleic acid binding; ATP binding; RNA helicase activity. The coding region runs from base 1 to 2754 and encodes 917 amino acids.
AUGAGCAACAAGAGAAAACGAUUUCAACAACUCGAUGAGGAUGAUCUCAUAGAAGGAAGAGCAAUAUACAGCAGCGAAGAGGAAUCCUCUGAAGAUGAAAUGGAUGUAUUUAAUGACAUUCCUCAAGAAUAUGAUAGUGAUAGAGAAUAUAAAAACAAGAAUGCAUCAUCAUCGAGGCUUUUGAAAGCCCCUUCAACAAAUAAUGAUGACGAUGAUGAUUUUGAUAUGGCCGACUCAAUUAAAACUAAAAGUAAAUUCGAUUUUAAAGGCUCCGAUAUUGGCAAACUCGUCCGUAAGAAAGCACAUGAAAAUCCCAAGAUGAACAAACUCAUCAAAUCUACUUCAAUUUUCAAUGAGGAUCAAGAAGAUGGUACAGAAGAACCAAGUGAUGAGGAGGAUGAUGAGGCUGCUUCCGAUGGUGAUGACCGAGUGAAGGACAAUGAAAUUUUAUUGCGAGCCAUGAGAAAUGAUUCCGAUGAUGAGGAUGAAUUGGAGGAUGGAGAAGAGAAUGGAGAGAAGAAAAUUUCAGCUUUUGAUAUGCCUCCUGAGGCGUUUGGAGAGGACGAUGAGGAUGAUUUUGAGGAUGAUGAGGAAGGAGAUGAUGAUGAUGAGAACAAUGAUGACGAUGAAAAUAUUCAAGAGGAUGAAGAAAUGGAAGAUGAUGAGCCAGAGGAUGAGCAAGAUGAUGAUGAAAAUAUUCAACAAGAUGAAGAGGAAGAAAAGAACAGACAGGAUAUUAUCAAAACGUUGGGUAAGGCAAAAACCUCAAAUGACAAUGCAUCGUCCUCAGUUUCACAAAAUGCAAAAUCGGACGAAAACGAGGAAAAGGAUGAAGAAAAGUAUGACAAAUCCUUCUUUUCAGAAGUUCCAGCAGAUAUUGAAGCCUCAAAAUCAUUCAAUGACAUGAACUUGUCAAGACCACUUUUGAAGGCCAUCUAUGAAAUGAAUUAUGAACAUCCAACACCCAUUCAAUCUCGAUGUAUUCCACUGUUGCUGAAAGGAAGAGAUGUUUGUGCCAGUGCUGUGACAGGUUCUGGUAAAACAGCUGCUUUUAUUUUACCGACACUUGAAAGAUUAUUAUACAGAGAUCGAUCGAGGAAAGAAACACUUGUUCUCGCGUUGUUACCAACGAGAGAGUUGGCUGCUCAAUGCUACGAAGUUUGCAGCAAGUUUGCCCAAUAUACCGAUAUUAGAUGUUGUCUCAUUACAGGAGGUAAUUUGAAAAUUAACAAACAAAUUCAAGUAUUGCAAACCAAGCCAGAAAUUAUCAUUGCAACACCUGGUCGAGUGGUAGACCAUUUACUGAACACACCAAAUUUUGGACUUGACGAAGUUGAAGUUUUAAUUUUGGAUGAGGCUGAUCGUCUGUUAGAAUUAGGAUUUGAGCCUCAAAUUAAAACAAUUUUAGACCAUUUACCAACAGCGAGACAAACCAUGCUCUUUUCAGCCACCAUGACUGACGAUGUGGAACAAUUAGUGAAACUCUCAUUGAAAAAUCCAAUUCGUGUUGCAUGUGACCCAAGAACUGGUGUUGCUGGAGAAUUAACACAAGAAUUUAUCAAACUCCAAGACGAUGAAGAUAUCAUGGCGAAGCAAGCUAUUUUACUCUCACUCUGUACCAAAUCGUUUACGAGUGAGGUUAUUGUUUUCUGUAAUACCAAAUCCAUGGUUCGAAAAUUGAAAAUGCUUCUCUUCCUGAAAGGUUUGAAAGUUUCAGAAUUGAGCUCUUCUCUCACUCAGGCCGUUCGUUUGAAAGAAUUGUACAAGUUUGCAAGUCAUGAGACGGACUUUUUAGUAUGUACAGAUGUUGCUUCCAGAGGUUUGGACAUUAAGGGAGUGAAAACAGUCAUCAACUUUGACAUGCCUCUCAAUUUAAAGACCUACAUUCACAGAGUUGGACGUACGGCUCGUGCCGGCGCUCCAGGUACUGCUGUUUCCAUGUGCAGUGAGAAUAGUCUUGCAAUUUUGAGAAAGAUUGUUCGACAUGCAAAGAAAAAGGGGCAGACUGUUCAACAACGAGUCAUUCCUCCAGAAUCAAUCGAAUUUUGGACACAAAAGAUUGAAGAAAUGAAACCUCAACUCAGGGAAUUGGAACAACAAUUGAGACUUGAGGAUGAAAUGCAACAAGCUGAAAUGUUGACGACUAAGAAUGAAAAUAUGGAAGAGUUUAAAGAAGAUAUUAUGAGUAGGCCACGAAAAGAAUGGAUCAUGUCCAAGUCACAACACAAGGAACUCAAUGAAAGAGCAAAGGCCCAAAUGAUAGAGGAAGAUGAAGACACUAAACCUUCACACAAGAAACGAAAGCUCGAUCCAGAAGAAUUUGAAAAUGAAGAGGAAAUGAUGAAGAAACCAAUGCAUGUAGAUCAUACAGACUUUUUAGAAAAGAAGCCACUCGAUAAGAAAAAGAAGCAACGACAAGCAUUCAAACGAGAAAUGAAAGAAGCAGGUAUUAAGAAUUGGGACAAGUUCGUGAAACGUCAAGUCAAGCAAGACAAAGUCAUCAAUAGAAUGAAACGAAAUAAUAUCGACUCGGAUCUAGUGAAGAAACACAAUAAGGAAAAAGCUCUUCAACAAAAGGAAAAGCGAAAAGCUAAGAAGGAAUACAAGGAAAAGAAAAAAGCACUCGCCAUGAAAACGAGCUCACAACGAAUGGAUAAAAAGUCAACGAAUCGAGCCUCCACCGAAAAGAAAAAGACUAAUAAGAAACCAUCUCAUGGAGGUUUUAAGAGUAGCAAGAAAUAUAAGAGAAGAUAA